Chaetomium fimeti is the source of this 844-nucleotide messenger RNA. RefSeq lists its product as uncharacterized. The coding region runs from base 184 to 672 and encodes 162 amino acids. NCBI's taxonomy places the organism in Eukaryota, Fungi, Ascomycota, Sordariomycetes, Sordariales, Chaetomiaceae. The record is from RefSeq and is a predicted model, not a curated record. The transcript has a single exon.
UUGGUGGGCCCAAGUCAGGUGGAAAAGCGGUGUGGGCAGGCCGAAUGUGGGGCGUCUGCAACCCCUGUCGUUCCUGCACGGUCCCUGCUCCUCCAACUCACACCGUGAACGCGUCGCGAAGACCAGUUCGUCCGUUCCCAUUCAACCCACUGCGUAACGACGACGGCGACAACGAAGCACAAGAUGGCCGCCACCACUCAAGCAACCGGCACGGCCGGCUUCACGCUACCCCUACCCUACCGCCUUUUUUUCCUACUCGUUGAACCGAUCGCGACCCUCGCUGGCGCGUACUCCGCCUUCUUCACUCAGCGGAGCUACCUUGAGCUGACACAUGCUGCCUCCGCGCCGUCGCCCAUCCCGCUAGGGACCUCGAUCGCCAUGUCGCAGCUUGCCAACCUCUACUUUGCGUUUGCCCUCAGCGAGGCCCUAGUGCUGCGGUCGACCUCCGACCUCCGCGUCUGGAACGCCGUGCUCUUCUGCUUGCUCGUCGCGGAUCUGGGCCACCUCUACACGGUCAGCGUCCUGGGCCCACAGAUCUACUGGAGCGUCCUCGAGUGGAACGCCAUCGACUGGGGGAAUAUCGGUUUUGUCUACCUCGGGGCCUCGAUGCGGAUUGCGUUUCUAGCCGGGAUCGGGUUUGCCGGCAAGGGCAAGCUCAUGAAAGCAGCUUGAGCAGCCAAUUCACGUAUGGGUGCGGGAAAGCCGGCGCUGUUUUCUGCACGACCUCUUCGCUUGACCACUCGCCCGCACCGACAUCAGGCCUCUGGCGGCUACCAGGGCUCGGCAUCGUUGGGGAGAUGCCAUCCCGAUGCCUCCCGCUGAGGACCCGUCGCCUUGUUGUUUC